Molecule: messenger RNA, 920 nt
Organism: Durusdinium trenchii
Lineage: Eukaryota; Dinophyceae; Suessiales; Symbiodiniaceae
Source: the annotation of a GenBank genome assembly
CUCACUCAACUUGUCGGCACAAACGCGCCAGCGGCCGGUGCCAAUGGGCGAGAAUUGCUGUGCUGGGUUCGAGGCAUAGGAGGGGAGCCUCCUGACCUGGCGUGAGGCCAGAGUCCUUCGUAUUCAGUGGAAGCUCUUGACUCUUGACUUUGUAAUCACUCCAGCUUUUGAAGAAAUCAGGUAGCACUAAGCCUGCCAGUUGCCUGGCACUCCAGGAUGGGAGCCAUUGACAUUUGCGACUCUGAGGAGGAGGAUGGCGCCUUGGCCCGCAAGCGCGCCGCCAUCCGCAAGCGGCGUCAAGCAGCGGCUGCCUCGGCAGAAGCGGUUGGAAGUACUGAGGAGCCGAAGGUCGAGGCCUCGGCACCGGCCGCGCUGUCCUUGUUGGAGCUUCCCACUGGUCCCUGGGAAUGUGCCUUCUGUGCCGAGAGCAACGGAGAGAAGCGACUGAAGUGCAACAACUGUCUCAAGCCCAGGCCUGGCACGGAGGAGUUGCACAUUUCCGCACCAAAAGCGGCCCCGCUCGCGCCGAUGCCGGCCAAUUCAGGGAGGCGGAAAAGGGGCCGCGGCUGGGACGACUGGGAGGAACAGGCUCAGAAGGCGGCGGCGGAGGCCAGUGCGCAGAACGCCCACCUGAUGAAGGAUGUGGUGAACAGCUGGAAGCCAACGGUGGAGCAGCUGAAAGCCAUGACGGUGGCCGAGCUGGGACCCGUUUGCAAAAGUUGGAAGAUUUCCAUCGAGCCGAAGGACUACAUGCGUGAUGUGAUGCUGAGCAAGGCGUUAAAGGUCAUCCAUGGUGUGGAGAGCUGAAGGCCUGGCAGAUGCUCCAGUGGCAGCGGAGAAAAAGUCCUCCAGUUGGGCCAAGACGUCUAGCGGUCCCCUCCCUACCUGACUCAGUUAGCCACCCUACUGGGGUACCCAAC